CGCUUGAAGGGCUUGUUUACUGACUGCGAGAUAAGGCCGUUGGCGCUCGAUCGUGUAUAAAGCCUUCCACACCCGCCAGGCCGGGUGCUUUCACAUCCACGACUCUCUUCCCGAGCGGCCGUUCCAGAGCGCAGCAAGAUGGCAGAAACAAUUGGCAUCGUCGGAAGUGGACUGAUCGGGCGGAGCUGGGCGAUGCUGUUUGCGUCGGCAGGCUACAAAGUGAAGCUUUUCGACAUCGAACAGAAGCAAGUGCAAUGUGCCCUCAAGGAAAUCGAAAGCCAGCUCAAGGAACUUGAAAGGACCAAGCUUCUCCGGGGAAAGCUGUCAGCAAAGGAACAGCUAGGCCUCAUUUCUGGGACGUCUAACUUAAAGGACUGUGUGACAGGAGCAUUCCUCGUCCAGGAAUGUACACCCGAGAUUCUAGAAAUUAAAAUGAAGGCACUGAGGGACCUGGACGCCGUCGUACAGGCACCCACUAUUAUCUCGAGCUCCACCUCCACGCACAUGCCUUCUGUUCUAAGCAAGUCGCUUAAAAAUAAGGAGCGUUUUGUCGUCGCUCAUCCGGUGAAUCCUCCUUACUACGUCAGGCUGGUGGAAAUUGUUCCCGCGCCAUACACAGAGAGCUGGGUGCCAGUGAAAGUGCGAGCUCUCAUGGAAACCAUCGGCCAGGUCCCCGUUUCUCUUAAAAAAGAAAUCGCUGGGUUCUCCUUAAACAGAAUACAGUACGUCAUUUUGAACGAAGUUUGGCGGCAGGUUCAGGACGGAAUCCUCGACGUUGCGGACGUUGAUAAGGUCAUGUCUGAGGGCCUCGGUCCUCGGUAUGCAUUCCUGGGGGCUUUGGAAACCGCGCACCUCAAUGCGGAAGGUAUGGUGAGCUACUGUGACCGUUACGCCUCUACCAUAUACUCGGUGAGCCAGUCUAUGGGGCCGACCCCGCACAUGGAAGGUAAAGCAUUGGAGGAUAUUCAGCGGCAAAUGUGUGAGCGCAUACCCCUCGAAAAGCUGCAAGAACGCAGGCAAUGGAGAGAUGCCUGCCUUACCAAACUCUCAUUACUAAAAAAAGAAGUGGAGUCUUUGCCAGUCACUGGUUUAUUGAGGAAAUAAUUUUAGUAAAGCAAAGGCAAGCAGAUACAAAUAGAUAAAUACAUACAGAUACAUAUGCCAAGAUCUUCCGUUCAAAAUGUUUAAAUUCUCAUUUUAAAUAAAACUUCCUUUUAUCCAGAA
Messenger RNA from Frankliniella occidentalis (western flower thrips), 1224 nucleotides. RefSeq names its product lambda-crystallin homolog. The record is from RefSeq and is a predicted model, not a curated record. Gene Ontology annotation, biological process: fatty acid metabolic process. Gene Ontology annotation, molecular function: NAD+ binding; oxidoreductase activity, acting on the CH-OH group of donors, NAD or NADP as acceptor. The transcript has 6 exons. Bases 139 to 1104 code for a protein of 321 amino acids. Lineage: Eukaryota; Metazoa; Arthropoda; Insecta; Thysanoptera; Thripidae.